Molecule: messenger RNA, 603 nt
Organism: Rubroshorea leprosula
Lineage: Eukaryota; Viridiplantae; Streptophyta; Magnoliopsida; Malvales; Dipterocarpaceae
Source: the annotation of a GenBank genome assembly
CAUCCCCAAUCAUCGCCAUCCUCCAUCACAACAACAUGGAUCUUGAUUUUCCAUUUGAUCUGUGAAACCCAAGUUUAGAUUUUCCCGACAAUUACCCAUUUGGUAGAAAGAUGCACGAUUUCUGUUUCACGAUCCUGUACGGCUUGAUUCUUGUGGUUGGGGGCAUUGUUGGGUAUCUUAGGAAAGGAAGCAUGGUAUCACUUGCUGGUGGUGGGGGAGCAGGAUUGGUGCUCAUUCUUGCUAGGUAUUUGAGUCUCAAGGCUUUUGAGAUGAGAAAGAACUUGUAUUUCACUUUGGUUCUUGAGACUGGUAAAAUUCUUCCACUGUGUUUGAAGAUCUUGCUCUAUUUCUGUGUUUCCUUCUUUGGGUUUAUGAAUUUGAGGAGAUAAGCUUGAUCCCGAGCUCUACUUUUAGUGAUUGAAUUUGGGUUCUUUUUGUUUGGAAUUUGAAGUUGGAGAUUCAUCAAAUUUUGUAGUUUUUGGUAUUAACUUUGUUAGUAGUUUAUCAAAUCUUUGGGGUUUUUUCUUUUUUCUUUUUACUUUACCUUAGGUGAGUUAGGAAAACGACUUUGUCGCUUAUAUUUAAUAUAAUGGAAUGAUUUGU